UCCCCGCAGGAAAUUCUGCCCACGGUGGCCCGGUUCUGCUUCCCUUUCUACGUGGACAGCCUCACGGUGGGGCAGGUGGGACAGAACUUCACUUUUGUCCUCACGGAUAUCGACAGCAAACAGAGGUUCGGCUUCUGCCGCUUGUCCUCGGGGGCCAAGACCUGCUUCUGUAUCUUAAGUUAUCUCCCCUGGUUUGAAGUCUUUUAUAAACUGCUGAAUAUUCUGGCAGACUACACAGUGAAGGGCCAGGACAGCCAAAGGUUUGAACUUCUGCAGACACUUUACAAACUACCAAUUCCUGAGCCGGCUUCUUCGGUUCAUCUCAGUGUGCACUCUUACUUUACGGUGCCCGACACCAGAGACCUUCCCAGCAUCCCCGAAAAUAGAAAUCUGACUGAGUAUUUUGUCGCCGUGGAUGUCAACAACAUGCUGCAUUUGUACGCUAGCAUGCUCUACGAACGCCGCAUCCUCAUUUGCUGCAGUAAAUUGAGCACGCUAACUGCCUGCGUCCACGGCUCAGCCUCCUUGCUCUACCCAAUGUUUUGGCAACACGUUUAUAUCCCUGUCCUGCCUCCUCACCUGUUGGACUACUGCUGCGCUCCGAUGCCCUACCUCAUAGGAGUUCAUUUAAGCCUGAUAGAGAAAGUCAGAAAUAUUUCUCUGGAUGACGUGGUCAUCCUGAAUGUGGACACUAACACACUGGAAACACCUUUUGAUGACCUGCAAAACCUCCCAAAUGAUAUAAUUUCCUCGCUGAAAAGCCGGUUGAAGAAGGUCUCCAUGACCACAGGGGAUGGGGUCGCCAGAGCGUUCCUCAAAGCCCAGGCCGCUUUUUUCGGGAGCUAUCGAAACGCGCUGAAGAUCGAGCCAGCCGAGCCCAUCACCUUCUGCGAAGAAAUAUUCAUCUCCCACCGGUCAGCCACCAUGCGGCAAUUCCUGCAGAAUGCCAUCCAGCUGCAGCUUUUCAAGCAGAAAGGAAGUGGGGCCAUUUUAAACACGGUGAAGACUAAGGCGAAUCCUGCCAUGAAGACGGUCUACAAAUUUGCAAAAGAUCAUGCAAAAAUGGGAAUAAAGGAGGUGAAAAAUCGCUUGAAGCAAAAGGACAUCAGUGAAAACGGCUGUUCCACCAUGCCAGAAGAUUCCACUUCAAGGACAGCUCCAUCUCCCCUGGCUGAAAAAAGGGACCCCAAACUCCAGGAUGACAGGAGACCCAUCACCGUUCACUUUGGCCAGCCAAGUGCACCGCCGCCGAGACCACCCCUGCCCAAGAUUCAUCGCUCCGCCAGGCCCGUUCGGCCGCCCAGACCCCAAGUUGUCCGAAGACCCAAAGGCAACGUUGCUGUGGACGGUCGAAGGACAUCUGUCUCCAGCCCAGAGCACCUGGUCAAGCCCACGCGCCACUAUACGGUCUUCCUGUUGGAGGAUUCUUCCGGCGAUGAGCUUCCUCAGGACGAUGGACCCGUUUCUGCCUUCUCUGACAGCUUUCUCUUCUCCGCGCCUUUCGAAUGGCCUCAGCCCUAUCGCGCUCUGAAGGAAUCCGACAGUGGCGAUGGAGAAGAAGGCAUCAGUCCCGAGAGACUCCAGGACGACAGCCAGAUGGACCCGACCACUCCAGAAAGCCCUACAGAUAUUAGUCUACUGGAAGACAUCUUCACAGGACUGGAGGUGGAGUCACAGCCACAGCCACUCAGCCAAGCCAGGAGCUUAGAAGAUCUGAGGAUUCCCAAACAGGAAGAGGACCAGCAGGGCUCCUUCGACUAUCAGCGGAUGGACCUGGGUUUUGCGGAAAAGAGCUGGACCACCCCAGGGAUGAAGCUUUUUCACCCUUAUAAGCAGUUCUGGGGCCAGGACGACAUGGCCCUCUCCACAAAGUUCUCCCCCAAAUCUCCAGAGAGGCCACUGAGAAACGUGCCUCCUGUCCCAAGGAGACCUCAGAGCAGAGACGCCAUCCUGGAUGUUCCCGAGAAGGAAGUUGGAAGUUCUCCUGCCGCCCAAGGGAAUAUCACCAUCCCACGCCCGCAGGGGAGGAAGACGCCAGAGCUGGGCAUUGUCCCACCGCCCCCUCCACCCCGGCUUUCCAAGCAGCAGGUGCCCCCAGAAGCUGCCCCUGGCCUGGCAGGGCCUGGCCAACUGGCCUCGGAGCUCCUGCAGGAGACCUUUGCGGCCAGAAACGUCUCUCUGGACCGGCAACUGGCCGGUUUUGCUCCUCACCAAGUCCAGCUUUCGUCUGGUGCCGUCAAUGAAGGAGAAAUGCUCCAGCCGGUCAAGGUCAAUGCAGAGGGCAUGAGUGGAGACAGCGACUCGCUCCUUGCUCUUCUGGACCCACUGAAGUCAGGAGAAGUUCCAUCAAGCUCCAGAAGCCAGCUGGGGUCCUCGUCUCCAAGCCCGGCCGGCAGCUUCCCAUCCACAGGAGAAGACCUCAUGCCCUCUACGUCAGCCCCCUUUCGCCAACUGCUGGGAUACCCUCCCUCGGCGACACCCUUUGGCCAGCCCUCGCUCAACCCCUUCGUCCAGGCGGUGCCGACACCUCUGCCGCUCACCGUGGUCAGGCCCCCCGGCGGCCCAUUUGCUCCCUCGCUGGGCCACGCUUACAGUUCCAGCUACAUCACCUCUAACUCCAGCUUCUUCCAGCUCCAGAGGCCUCCCCCCAACCCUCUGACCCUCUCCAUGCCCAACCUCUUUGCCAAGUCUCCCUCAGCCCUGCCGCCAGCUGCUCAGCCUCUUUCCCAGAGUGGCGUCUCUCGUCCGUGUGGCCCUUCUAAGAUCCGGACAUUGCCUCUUCCUCAUUCUGCGGUCAAGAUAAAGCUGGCGGCGAGGCCCAGCAACCUCCCGCUGGUUCCCCCCAAGACCAAGGUUGGGGAACCGGCCUUGUGCCCGUCGAAGACUCAGCCGGCUAAAGACCCCUUUGAGGACUUGUUAAAUAAAACCAAACAGGAAGUGUCCGUUGUGCCCGGUAAAGUUGAGCAGCUAAGAAGGCAAUGGGAAACGUUUGAGUGAG
Molecule: messenger RNA, 2998 nt
Organism: Protobothrops mucrosquamatus (brown spotted pit viper)
Lineage: Eukaryota; Metazoa; Chordata; Lepidosauria; Squamata; Viperidae
Gene: DENND1A
Product: DENN domain containing 1A
Exons: 19
Biological process (GO): endocytic recycling; endocytosis
Cellular component (GO): clathrin-coated vesicle; cytosol
Molecular function (GO): guanyl-nucleotide exchange factor activity; phosphatidylinositol phosphate binding
Source: RefSeq, a predicted model, not a curated record